Molecule: messenger RNA, 1918 nt
Organism: Trematosphaeria pertusa
Lineage: Eukaryota; Fungi; Ascomycota; Dothideomycetes; Pleosporales; Trematosphaeriaceae
Product: general substrate transporter
Exons: 3
Coding region: 134-1780 (548 amino acids)
Biological process (GO): transmembrane transport; carbohydrate transport
Cellular component (GO): membrane
Molecular function (GO): carbohydrate:proton symporter activity
Source: RefSeq, a predicted model, not a curated record
GUCCCCGCACUGCGUGAUAGUCGCAAACCCCGCUGUUGAUUCUGUCACUGCAAGUUUUAUACCCCUUCCCUUCCGCGUGCAAGCACACGCUUUUCAUCUUAUCCUACCAGGACUGGCUGGAUCCAGAGUCGUCAUGUCUCAAACCGGUUCGCAAUCGUCCCUGAGGGACUCUACCAAGCACCCCCAUUUCAUGGGGUUGACUGGGAGGCCGCUCAGUUUGGCCGUGUCUAUCGUGGCUACGACCGGCUUCUUGCUGUUCGGAUAUGACCAGGGAGUCAUGUCCGGCAUCAUUUCAGCCGACCCAUUCAUGCAUUACUUUCCCGAGACCUACAACGACGCUACCUGGCAAGGAUUCGUCACCGCCAUCUACGAGAUUGGAUGCCUCCUCGGCGCCGUCUUGAUCCUGUGCUUUGGCGAUACGAUCGGGCGUCGCCGAGGCAUGAUCCUGGGUGCCGCCAUCAUGAUUCUCGGGGUUAUUAUCCAGGUCUCCUGUGUCAAGGGGCACAAGCAGACGGUGCAGUUCAUCAUCGGCCGCACAGUUACUGGAGUUGGAAACGGCAUCAACACCAGUACCAUCCCGACAUAUCAGGCCGAGUGCUCCAAGACAAAGAAUCGGGGCCUUCUUAUAUGUAUCGAGGGCGGCGUCAUUGCAUUCGGUACGCUCAUUGCGUACUGGGUAGACUAUGGCUGCCAGUAUGGCCCUCCCGACCUCACCUGGCGGUUCCCGAUUGCCUUCCAGGUCGUAUUCGGUCUUGUCGUCCUCCUGUUCCCCAUCUGGCUACCCGAAUCCCCUCGAUGGCUGCUCAGCAGAGAUCGCCACGAUGAAGCCAUGAAGGUCAUUGCCGCACUUCGGGGCCUCCAUGUGGACGACGAGCAAACGAAGCUCGAAGCCGCCGUCAUCGUCGACAGUAUUCGCGCCUCGGGCCACAAGGGCGGUGUGACGCCCUUCAGUGCUCUCUUCACGGGUGGAAAGACGCAGCACUUUCGGCGCAUGAUGCUAGGCGCGUCUUCUCAGCUCUUCCAGCAGAUUGGCGGCUGCAACGCUGUUAUCUACUUCUUCCCGCUACUCUUCGAGAACUCGAUCGGUGAGACCAAGCAGAUGUCUCUGCUCCUAGGAGGAGUGAACAUGAUCGUGUAUAGCAUCUUCGCUACGGUUUCCUGGUUUAUUAUUGAGCGAACUGGCCGAAGGAAGCUCUUCCUCAUCGGCACCGUUGGUCAAUGUCUUUCCAUGGUGCUCGUCAUGGGCUGCUUGAUCCCGGACACGCCUUCGGCUGCUAAAGGCGCCGCCGUCGGCCUGUUCACAUACAUUGCCUUUUUCGGCGCCACAUGGCUGCCUCUCCCCUGGCUCUACCCGGCGGAGGUGAACCCGCUGAAGACGCGGGCCAAAGCAAACGCGGUAUCCACAUGCUCGAACUGGCUCUUCAACUUCACCGUCGUCAUGAUCACGCCAGUCAUGAUCGACAACAUCGGCUGGGGCACAUACCUCGUCUUCGCGUGCAUCAACGCGGGCUUCUUCCCCAUUAUCUACUUGUUCUACCCCGAGACGAAGAAGCGGAGCUUGGAGGAGAUUGACAUCAUUUUCGCCAAGGGAUACAUGGAGAAGAUGAGCUACGUCCGGGCGUCGAAGGAGCUGCCAUACCUUAGUGACCGCGAGAUCGACGAGAAGGCUCGGGAGUAUGGGUUUGUGGAUAGCGAUGAUGAGGCGGGGCAGAUCAAGGAGGCGAGGUUUGGGGAGAAGGAGGGGAGGCUGGCGACGAAUACGAAUGGGUUGAUGGCGUAAGGGGAGCGACGCGCCAUAGCCCGCCAGAGAAAGAGAGGCACUUUGUGUUGGAGAUGUCGGAACGGGUGAAGAUACAGAGGCACAGGAUGUCACAAGUUUGGCUCUUCACAGUUCAAUACCGAUUGGGAGCUCGCUGGU